Messenger RNA from Betta splendens (Siamese fighting fish), 506 nucleotides. Its product is annotated as C-type lectin domain family 17, member A-like. The coding region runs from base 66 to 506 and encodes 146 amino acids. NCBI's taxonomy places the organism in Eukaryota, Metazoa, Chordata, Actinopteri, Anabantiformes, Osphronemidae. The transcript is spliced from 2 exons. The record is from RefSeq and is a predicted model, not a curated record.
CGCUUUUACGCUUGUAAAAAUAUUUUCAUAAUUAUGCUUUUUCCUUUUUUGCAGUAAACUUCUAAAUGGAUUUCCUGCCUGUGACCGCCCUACUCCUUGCAGUGUGCUGCAUUCCCCCCUCCAACCUCCUUCGUCAGUUCCACUAUGUCAACCUGACGAUGACCUGGUCCAAUGCUCAACAAUACUGCAGAGCGAACUACACUGACUUGGCCACAUUCAACAGCAUGAACGAAAUAAGUAGCUUAAACAGACCUGCUCUGAGCACCUCAGUGGCCUGGAUCGGACUGAACGACGACCCCAAAGGAUGGAUGGGGGUCAUGGCUAGCGAUGCCAACUCCUGGAGGUGGUCAGCAACUGGUGCCCCAAGCACAACUGGUUACCAGUCCUGGCUCAUUGAUGAACCUAAUGAUAAAUACAUAGAGUACUGUGUCACGAUGAAUAGUAAUGGAUUUUGGAACGAUCUGUCCUGUAACACUUCUUCCAGCUUUAUUUGUUUUACAGGUUAG